Messenger RNA from Penicillium malachiteum, 4557 nucleotides. RefSeq names its product CORVET complex membrane-binding subunit VPS8. Gene Ontology annotation, cellular component: HOPS complex; late endosome. The transcript has 5 exons. The record is from RefSeq and is a predicted model, not a curated record. Gene Ontology annotation, biological process: endosomal vesicle fusion; protein targeting to vacuole. Bases 1 to 4557 code for a protein of 1518 amino acids. Gene Ontology annotation, molecular function: protein binding. Lineage: Eukaryota; Fungi; Ascomycota; Eurotiomycetes; Eurotiales; Aspergillaceae.
AUGAGCUCGAUGGCAGAGGGCAGCGAGGACUGGGAACGAGAGGAUGAGCUGGAUCUAGGCCCAGAGGAUGAGGAUUCUCAACUUCCGGACCAUGGCGCUCUCCACCUCAGGCCUUCCCCGCAGGAGCCACUCGAAGACGAAUUGGACACAAUAGAAGACCAUGCGCAGGACCAGGCAUCGGAGAAGACCGUUCAAGCGGUGAUGGAUGGUCUUCCGCAGACACCUCCACAGAGAAAUGGAGAGUUUUCCGAACCCCCAGGAAGUCUGGACGAGACUGCGUCUACGCCCGACGAUUCUCCAUCGUUACAUGAUUCAAUACUAUCAUCACAGAGCAGCACUGCUCUGCCGCACCGAGGCUCCCCGCGAGUCAGCCCCAGUCCAGCCCAUCGUCCGUUUGACCUGCGUUUCCAAUCCCGUUUAUCGUCGUCACCCUUGAGCGUAUCGAGGACAGGCUCGCCAUACUUGGCUCAUCUACACUCUCGACAAUCUUCAAUCACGAGUCAGGUUUCACCGACCCCGGAAUCCGAACCUGAAGAAUCCCCAAGCCCUUGGGAUGUGGUGCGAUGGACAAAGCUGCGAAAGAUUACUGGACAGGCAUUCUCGGAGAUUGGAAGACGCAAUUUUGGGCGUCCAACUUGUUUGGCUGUCUCAACUACGAUUGUUAUUGGCACUUCCAAAGGCAUAAUCUUGGUUUUUGAUUACCAGCAAAGCUUGAAAUCUAUCAUCGGGACAGGAACCAAAGCUGUUGAAUGUGGACCGAUUACCUCUCUUGCGCUGUCGGCAGACCAUUCUACCGUCGCGGGUGGCCAUGAUUCUGGUGAUAUAUUCACAUGGGAGAUCUCACGAUCAGCUCGGCCUUUCCUCCAUAUUCCCCCAAUCCCCGCAAACCAGCUUGAGACUCGACUUUCCGAUGGCCAUAUCUCUGGGUCGGCUGUUAUUCACAUCGGAUUCCUAGGAAUCCGUCGUACUGCGAUAGUGUCAGCAGAUACGAAAGGAAUGGCAUUUUCGCAUUUGGCAACACGAGGCAUGGGGGCAGUCGCGCGAACGGUUAAAACAACUCGAAUUCUUGGCCGAUACCCACCGACAGCUUUGGAGGAGGUACGACCACGGAAGCCUAGCUCAGUUUUGUCCUUUUCUCCUCUGCCCCUCGGCAAUGUAGAACAGCCUUCUGAUUCAUUAGGUUUGGUUGCCUUGUUGACGCCUUAUCUCUUGGUCAUCGUGUCUACUACGCCCGUGGCACAGACACAACAUAAAGCACCAAGACCGAAGGAAGUUCCAGCUCAUAGCGCUAUGACUGGAGCGCUGGCUUGGUUUCCUGCAAUCAAACUGAAGGGCAAAGACAGUCAAACAUCGAACACUAAGCUCGUUUAUUGCUGGUCUAAUGUACUAACAGUGUUAGAAGUAACCGAGGCUGAAACAGAUGAGCCUGUGGAUAGAUCUAGGCCGCCUAGCCUGGUUUUCAGUGCACGCAGCAGAUGGAAGGCUGAUGAGCCAAUCGUAGCUGUGCAAUGGCUAAGCCGCUCUGUUUUAGCUGUGUUCACUAUCACCCAGCGACUUCUCAUUCUAGAGGACUACACCAUGCAUGUAACAGAUUCGAUCGACCUUGUGAGUCGACAUGUCUAUCACGCUGAUCUGUUCUCAUCCCAGCUCCAUUUAUUGGUUGAGCAGCUGGACGAACAUGACACUUCGAUGCACGGCGUGGUGGCAGAUGCAUUUUAUAUGAGCUUCCGCUCCUACAAAGGACGCUUAUUCUUGCUUGGCUAUAAUGAGGCCUUGGUCGGUAGUCUUUCAAACUGGGCUGACCGACUGCUUGCCCUUAUGGAAGCGGGUGAUUUCAUUGGUGCCAUCCGACUGGCAACUUCUUUCUACACAGGAGCUGCAGAGAAACUCACGGUCGGCCUCCCCGAGGAGGAUGCGUUGAGGCAGCCCCUUGUGCAAGAGAAGUUGCUGGAGAUGAUUUCUGCUUCUCUCAAAUAUGCAUUCGGUCGCAAUGCCGAGGCAGACAAUGGGAGGCUAGAGAAUCAACUAUUGGAGGAGCUGGCUGGAGUGUCUGUCACUGCCUGUAUCUAUAUGGCGGACGAGGAAUUCCUCUGGGAUGAGGUCUUUACUUGGUUCGAAGAGAACGACUCGGCGGGUAUUUUGAUGGACGUUCUCGAACCACGCAUCGCCGAUGGAACUAUUCGUUCGCUGCCUCCGACCGCAGUCAAAGCUCUUGUUAACCACUUCGUUGUCACCCAUUCGCCCGGUCGUCUAGAGGAGAUCAUUUGCCUCCUUGAUACAACUACAAUGGAUAUUGAUCAGCUGACGACGCUAUGCAAGCAACACAAUCUGUACGAUGCGUAUAUAUACGUUUGGAAUCGUUGUUUGCAAGACUAUGUGGGACCAUUGGAAGAGCUCAUACGCAUGAUUCCUCAACCCGAAAGACUCCUCAAUGGAAACUACGCCAAUGAGAUGAGCCGGCAGACGAAUGGGAUGAAAAUGUUCCCCUACCUGUCCUUCAUCUUAACAGGUCGUAUUUACCCAACUGGAGACGAGAUGGAAGAGACUGAAGCGUUCCGUGCAAAGACAGCCUUGUACCAAUAUCUUUUCUCGGGCCAAGUGUCUGACACAGACGCCAGAACCCCCGACAGUGACGACAUGUUCUCACAAUUGAAGGCCAUUCUCAAAUUUGACGCUUCAAGUUUCAUGAGCAUGUUUAAUGAGGCAUUCGAAGACGGCUUCUUGAAUGAGCCUGAAGCUGAAGAUUCUUUACCCUCUGGUGUGUCGCUCAACCGCCAGUACCUGAUUAGCAUCCUGCUUCAAGUAAUGGAUGCAUCAUUCUCCUCCUCUGAUACCAUUUACUUGGACAUGUUCGUUGCGCGCAAUCUUCCCAAAUACCCACAGUAUAUUCUUCUUUCAGGUACAACACUUCAUCAAGUCUUGGUGCGUCUUUGCCAAUAUCCUGAGCCGGACAUGGUCGAGGACUGUGAGUUGAGUGCGGAAUAUCUACUAUCUUUCUACCACCCACCGGAUAUCCAGCCUAUUGUACCCUUGUUCAAGGAAGCCCGAUUCUUCCGUAUCCUCAAGUCAACGUACCGCUCAGAAAAGCAAUACGCGGAGUGGAUUCUGACAUAUCUGGAUGAUCCGGUCGAUAAAGCUGCCAUUUUCACUGCUCUACAUGACUGUUUGCGUUCAGGAUCUAGUCUUGGUAAGAAGCAGCAAAAAGAGGUGGAGGGGGUAAAGACGCAUGCUGCGGAGAUCGCUCACAUCGAUGUGAAACGAGCAACACAAAAAAAUGCAGAGUCUGGCACCGGAAACCCAUGCUACUUUCCUACAAAAGUUGGGGAACAAGACCCGCUCAGCCAGUACCAGUAUCUACUGAUGCUUGUUGAUCAGAGCGAAGGCCAACUGCCAUCAGCCGAAAACUGGAUGAUUGAAAGCUACGUUGGUGAUAUUCAUCUUGACCAACUGCUUCCCUACAUUGAAGAAAGCGGAGCCAUCGAUGCAGCAGUGAUUCUGCUUUCACGGCAAGGCCAGUUACGACCAGCCUUGGACCGACUCGUCGCUCACUUGGCCACACUCGAGUCUGGUUUGGUGGGUAUUCUUCAAAGCAUGAGCGAGGCCCCGGAUUCUUCCAGUGCGGUCGAGGCCAUUGAUGACCUUCUAGAAUCCUUGAAGAAAUAUUCUGGACGCGGUGCGGCCCCGCUUGAACAACCAUUGGAAUUCGAUGAGGUUCUUUGGCUGGAUCUCAUCGAGGCUGUGGUCCGUAUCGCAAGCCAUGUCUUCGCGGUAAUGAGGGAGCAUCAUAUCGAGGAGUCAGCGCAAUCUCAGCUGGUUGCUACUUAUAUGGGUGGGAAUGUUGGCCAGUUGACGAGCUCUUUCCGGCAAUUGGUCCAACAAGUGUUUACUUCCUUGUUGGCGAGUACUGUGAAAAGCGGUGGUGGCAGCGAGCGUACUGACAUGUCAUUCCUCCGCAUUCUCCGUGCAUUCCUCACUCGGGCUGCUACUUGGUCACCCUCGCUUCUUGAACUGCGCGCGGUGCUUGCCUCCGUCUUCUCUGCAUACUCCUAUGAGAAGUCCCUUCUGACCCUUGCCAACGGCAUGUUAGAUCGCGAUCUAUUCGUGCAUGUGGACGAGGUCACCCGGCUACGACAGCAAGGGUGGCGACCUCGCGGACAAGUGUGUGAGAUCUGUCGUCGCCGCAUCUGGGGUCCUAGUGUUGGCUCCGCGCAUUGGACGGCCUGGGAGACCAAGCAGACCGAUGAGCAACAGCGUCGUAUUGCCAAGCGGAUUGAAGAAGGUUAUGAUCCUACUGAGCGGGGUAAAGGGAAAGCAGUGGGCGUGGAACGGGUUAGUCCUAAUUCUGCAUCUGACCACGAGCAUGAGCAUGGACACGAGAACGAUACUGGAGUCGCAAGUGGUCCGGCAACGCCCCCUGAACCUAUUGUAGUAUUCUCUUGUCGACAUCUCUAUCACCGAAAGUGCGUUUUAGAUGCUAUCCCUAUUCAUGGUCCUGAUCCUGCAUUCCGGUCUCAUGCCGAGUGGACUGGUGACCUAUUCUGUCCAGCGUGUACAUAG